Asparagus officinalis (garden asparagus) is the source of this 863-nucleotide messenger RNA. RefSeq names its product probable glutathione S-transferase. The record is from RefSeq and is a predicted model, not a curated record. Gene Ontology annotation, cellular component: cytoplasm. The transcript has 4 exons. The coding region runs from base 311 to 694 and encodes 127 amino acids. Gene Ontology annotation, molecular function: glutathione transferase activity. NCBI's taxonomy places the organism in Eukaryota, Viridiplantae, Streptophyta, Magnoliopsida, Asparagales, Asparagaceae. Gene Ontology annotation, biological process: glutathione metabolic process.
GAAAAAUGCAACAAGUUUUUCUCUCUCAGGCAAGAUUUUCUUCGCGACUUUAGAGUUCAAAAACUCUUGAGACCAUUUCCAUAAAAUGGGAUGAUCUUCUCUAUUGAACAGGUUUACUCCAGCUACUUCUUGAAGAACUCCAACCCAUAGAGCAAUAUAGGCUGCAGCAAUGUCAAGAAACCCGAUGUGCUUUUGCAACCUGCAAGGACUUUUUUCUAGCUUGGAAGUAAGCAAGCAAUCUAUUUCUAUCAGAUCAAUAUCAGCCAUCUCUUGGAGUACUCCAAUCCAGAAAGCAACAUAAUUUGCUGCAAUGUCUACCAACCCGAUGUUCAUUCCGAAUUUGAGGAUAGCAUGUUGGGGCGAAGGUGAAGAUCAGGAAAAAUGCAUUGAGCAGACUAGGGAAAACCUGAAGAUUCUCGAGGAAGAGCUCAAAGGGAAAAAGUUCUUUGGAGGAGAUGCUAUUGGGCUUGUGGAUAUUGUAGCAAGCUACAUUGCUUUUUGGACUGGAGUUAUAGAGAAGGUGAAUGGAGUAUAUCUGAACAAUGAAGAGAAUCACUCUAACCUGUUGAAAUGGUCUCAAGAGUUCUUGAUCUCUGGUGUUGUUAAUAAAAGUUUACCUAAUAGAGAAGAAUUAACUGCUUUGUAUCAGGCUACAAAACAAGCCAUCUUAGCUAAGAAAGUUUCUGUAAAUUAGUUUUGUGAUUUUAGUCACAAACAUAUCUGCAGCAUAUGAAUAAAUGAUGAUUAUGGAUGAGAAAUCUGAGGAAAAUGAAAUGUUUGAUAUGUAUUGUAGCAAGUUGCAUACUAAUUGUUGGAGUCAUAUCUGAUCAAUGGAUUAUGACUUUAAUGUUGCUUUGAAUCAA